CUGAGAGCCGCCUCUGAGGGGAAACGAGGUCGCUUCCUGAUCUGAGAGGCACGUAUAAAAAACGAAAGUCAGAGAGAGGGAAACAAGUGCACAUGGUCGAUGAAGGCUGACGGGAAGGCAGCCUGGAAACAUCUCAGCCCUCUUUGGUGAUAACGGGUGUGUGCAUCGCUUGGUCUCCGAAGGCACAGCAUCAUGAGCCAGUGGAAGCAGAUUCAGCAGCUGGAGAUCAGACUCCUGGAACAGGUGGAUUACCUGUAUGACGACAAUUUUCCUAUGGACAUCAGGCAGGGGCUGGCCACCUGGAUCGAGUCUCAGGACUGGGACACAGCGGUGAACGACGAGUCGAUGGCUGGGGUGCUCUUCACCAACCUGCUGUCCCAGCUGGAGAGGGUGCGCUCGCAGGAGCAGAACUUCCUGCAGCGACACAACAUGAAAAUCAUUCAGCAGCAGCUGCAGGUGAAAUAUGCCACCAAUCCUGUUGUCAUGGCCAAAGUCAUCUCCACCUGCCUCAGGGAAGAGCGGCGUAUUCUCUCCAGCGCCUGCAUGCAGGAGCAGGGUCCUCUGGAGAAGUCUCUGCAGAGCUCUGUGGCCUUUGAGAGGCAGAAAAACAUGGACAACAGAGUUGGGAUCAUCAGGGGCAGCGUGCAGUUGAUGGACCAGGCUGUGAAAUACAUCGAGGACAUGCAGGAUGACUUUGAUUUCCGCUACAAGACCCUGCAGUCUCGAGAAUCAACAGACAGAAACUCUGAAAUGAUGAAACAGGAAGUAACAAGACUACAGGAAAUGCUCAAUCGGCUUGACUUUAAAAGGAAGGAGAUUUUAUCAAAAAUGGAUGUUGUGAUCAAAGAGAUUGAUGACCUGAUGACCUCUCAGCUCAACCCUGAGCUGCAGGACUGGAAACGAAGGCAGCAGAUCGCUGCCAUCGGAGGUCCUCUGCUCACCGGGCUGGAGCAGCUGCAGAGCUGGUUUACCCUGACUGCCCAGAGCCUUUUCCAGAUCAAGCGUCAGCUGGACAAACUAGGAGAGCUGGUUGUGAAGGUUACCUAUGAGAGCGACCCAAUACCACUGCAAAAACCUCAGAUGGAAGAGCGAGUCAAAUACCUCAUCUAUCAUCUCAUCAAGAGCUCAUUUGUGGUGGAGAAGCAGCCAUGCAUGCCCACACAUCCACAGAAACCCCUUAUCAUCAAGACUGGAGUACAGUUCACCACCAAAGUCAGACUCCUGGUUAAACUUCCAGAAGUUGAUUAUCAGCUGAAAGUGAAAACAACAUUUGACAAGGACCUCCCUCCAGGCAGAGUAAGUCGUCAGUUUUUCAUCCUGACCAACAACACUAAAGUCAUGGACAUUGAGGACUAUUCGAACGGCUGCCUGUCAGUGGAGUUCAGACACCUGCAGCUGAAAGAGAAGAAAUACAUCAACGGCACAAAAGGAAAUGAGGGCCUGCUCUCUGUGACAGAAGAACUUCACUCUCUCAGUUUUGAGGCCUGUUUCACGGUGCAGGGCCUCACCAUCGACCUGGAGACGUGCUCCCUGCCACUUGUGGUGAUUUCCAAUGUGAGCCAGCUGCCCGGAGGCUGGGCCUCCGUCAUGUGGUACAACCUCCUGACCGACGAGCCGAGGAACCUGGCUUUCUUCGGGAACCCGCCUCGGGGGAGCUGGAGCCAGCUCUCCGAGGUCCUCAGCUGGCAGUUCUCCACUUUCGCCGGGCGAGGGCUCAACAAAGAGCAGCUCACCAUGCUGGGAGAAAAGCUCUUUGGUCAGCACACCUCCUUCAGUGACUCUCAAGUUCAAGUGUCCUGGUCCAAGUUCUCCAAGGAGAAUAUUCCAGGGAAGCCGUUCAGCUUCUGGCUGUGGCUCGACUCGAUCCUGGAGCUCAUCAAGAAGCACCUGCUGCCGGUCUGGAAUGAGAACUACAUCAUGGGGUUCGUGAGUAAAGAGAUGGAGCGAGCUCUGCUGAAGGACAAAGAGCCAGGCACCUUCCUGUUACGGUUCAGCGAGAGCCACCUCGGGGGCAUCACCUUCACCUGGGUGGAGCAUGGCGAUAAUGGUGAAGUGAAGUUUAACUCUGUGGAGCCUUACACCAAAAACCGGCUCAGCGCGCUCCCCUUCGCUGACAUCAUUCGAGACUACAAAGUGAUCUCAGACGGGGUCGUCCCCGAAAACCCGCUCAAGUUCCUCUACCCCGACAUCCCCAAAGACGAGGCCUUCGGGCGGCUUUACAACAGCCAGCCCAGCAAAGUGCAUCCAUACAUCCCAUCAACCCUGAUCCCCAUCUCAGAAAUGCGCUCUAAUGCGAGCACCACGCCGCGGUCGUGUCAGUCCCCGGAGCCCCCGAUGACACCUGGAGAGUUCGACAUGCUCAACGAGCACCUGUGCUUCGACAUCGACACCAUGAGUUCUCCUUAUUCCGAGUGAAAAGGGAUGAAACAUUUGGAUUGGGAGCUUCUUUGAGUCCUUCGUCAAUAUUGUGACUCUCGUGGAAAUGUUACUUUUCCAGAGCUUGUUACUGGUUACAAAUGUGUGUUUUUUUUUUUUUUAAUUUUAUGUUGUCGUCCAUGAAAAAAACGUCAGUCUGUGUUUAUUGUCUUGACUUUGUGCCUUUUAUAUUUGAACUGUUCAACAAUGUUUUUCUAUAAGAAAUUUACUGUAUAUAAAUCAAUCUAAAUGUGUUUUUUAUUGUAAUAUACCAUAUGAACAGCAGUUUGAUACUUUAU
Archocentrus centrarchus (flier cichlid) is the source of this 2714-nucleotide messenger RNA. Its product is annotated as signal transducer and activator of transcription 4. Gene Ontology annotation, molecular function: DNA-binding transcription factor activity; DNA binding. Gene Ontology annotation, biological process: regulation of DNA-templated transcription; signal transduction. The transcript has 24 exons. The record is from RefSeq and is a predicted model, not a curated record. Lineage: Eukaryota; Metazoa; Chordata; Actinopteri; Cichliformes; Cichlidae. Bases 193 to 2415 code for a protein of 740 amino acids.